This is a messenger RNA of Eriocheir sinensis (Chinese mitten crab), 1546 nucleotides long. Its product is annotated as alkylglycerol monooxygenase-like. The transcript has 4 exons. Bases 809 to 1546 code for a protein of 245 amino acids. Gene Ontology annotation, cellular component: endoplasmic reticulum. Gene Ontology annotation, molecular function: iron ion binding; oxidoreductase activity. Gene Ontology annotation, biological process: lipid biosynthetic process. The record is from RefSeq and is a predicted model, not a curated record. Lineage: Eukaryota; Metazoa; Arthropoda; Malacostraca; Decapoda; Varunidae.
GUGGUGCUCGGAACUCUCCCUUUCUGCCCUCCCUCGCUGGCUCUCUCCCUCCAUCCCUGAGUCGAGACAAGGGCACGCGUUCUCCCUGAUCUCCCUGCCCCACCACCACCACCACCACCAACAACAACAACAACAACAACAACCAACGUGUCUGCGAUUAAGUGUGGUUAAGGUACACACACACACACACACACACACACACACACACACACACACAGUAACAUCUUCAACAAAAACAGCACGCAUCCUUCCUCUGCGCAAGGUCAUUACUAAAGAAGAACGAGAAGGAGAAGAAUACAGAAGAAGAAGAAGAGGAACAAGAAGAGAAAGGAAGGAAGAAAGAAUAGCAAAGGAAGUGAAAAAGAUAGAAAGAGGAUAAAAGGAGAGAAAGUAAUAGAAGAAAGGAAAAAAGGAGAAAAGAAAAGGAGAGAAAAACGCAAAAUAUAUAACAGAAUACGAGGGACCUGAGAGCGAACGAAGGAGAAGUGGAAAAAGAAACAAAACAAAACAGGUGGAACAAAAAGUAGAAAACAAAAACAAAACAACAGGAAAAUAAGAACAAAAAACAAGGAGGAGAAAACAAGAAUAUAGAAAGAAAGAAAGAGAGAGAAACACACACACACACACACACACACACACACACACACACACACACACACACACACACACACACACACACACGCACACACACACACAGACACACACACAGUUAUCACCACCACCACCACGUAAACCUAACCUAACUUGACCCACUCAACCCACCCUUCCCCCCACUACCACCACCACCACCACCACCAUUAACACCACCAUGGCCUCCGCAUCGCUGGCCUCCUCGUGGUCGGCGUCUUCUGCGUCACUCUCGACCUUUGUGACGCAGAACAUGACGCAGAUGUUCUCCGCGCGGCGCCUCGGUACGCUGUUCUACGCCGUUACGCCCGCCGACACCACCUUCGAGAAAAUAGAGGAUGUGCCCAACUACAUCAAUGAGGCCAUCCCGUGGUUCAUCGUCUCCGUAUUGGUGGAGCACUACCUGGGACUCCUCCUGCUGGGGCGCAAGACCGGGAGACUUGCGGACAACGUCGCCUCCGUCGGGCACGCCACUCUCUACGAGUCCUUCAAGCUGUUCACGCGCUGGGUUGAGAUGAGCGGCUACCUGUGGCUAUACGAGUACCGCUUCGUGGACAUCCCCUGGCAGUCGCCCCUCGCCUGGUGGGCAGGAUUUGUCGUGGCGGAUUUCGUCUACUACUGGUUCCACAGGGCGUCCCACGAGGUCAGCGUGAUCUGGGCCUGGCACCAAGUCCAUCACUCUCACGAGGACUACAACGUCACCGUGGCUCUGAGGCAGUCUAUGUUCCAGCGGCUCUGCGCCCUGGGCUUCUACCACCCCUUUGCCCUGCUCGGCGUGCCUCUCCCCGCCAUCUGCGUCCACUGGCACCUGAAUCUUUUGGUACAGUUUCUCAUCCACACGGAGCUGAUAGGAAAGUGUGGGCCGCUGGAGUGGCUCUUCAACACGCCCUCACAUCAUCGCGUGCACCAUGGUGAGUGA